UCUGUGAACACGAAGUUUCCCUUUGAUACAAUUUGUGGAAAAAACCGAGAUUGCCAAAUGAAUUUGAAGUUAGUUAGAGAUCAAAACAAUUGUGUUGAUGGGUUUGUUGAAAUGGAAGGCGAAGCGUCUUGUAGCUCAAUAUCGGGUGCUAGGAAGUUGCAAAAUGUGGUUGAGAGGGCCGUGAUUUUGACGAAUGAAUCGGUUAGGGUGUUUGAUGUAGUGAAUUCAUCAGUUCAUGUCAAGAAGGGAAGGUUUAAUCUCAAGGGUAAGGGGAUUGUAAAUCAGAGGCCAAGGAAUGGUCUUAGGCGACAUCUGAAAGGUCUUGCUGAUUAUGCAAAAGUUUCGCCUGUGUCGUUUGAUCCUUCAUAUGCAGAUGAUUGGUCACGUUCUAGCGUCAAUCGUAAAGGGAAUAAUGAGAUUGAAUGCAGUUCACUGCCUGUCAAUUCUGGAGCUGAUGCUAAUCACUGUAAUUAUGAUGAGGACGCUCUAGUUGUUAAGAAUUUUGGGGAUAGAGCUUCACAUGGCUUUCAGUUGGAUGAAACUCUUCAUGAAAAGAAACUCACUGAGAGAAGUGAAUCAUUCUAUGAAGAGGCAAAGAGUAAUGUGCAGAAGGAACUGGGUUAUGAGGGUAAUGAGAAAAAUGCAAUCAGAAUCUUGGAACAGGCACUUGAAGAAGAGCAUGCUGCUCAUGCUGCUCUUUACCUUGAGCUUGAGAAGGAGAGAAGUGCUGCUGCUACAGCUGCAGUUGAGGUCAUGGCUAUGAUACUGCGUCUACAAGACGAGAAGGCAUCCAUAGAAAUGGAGGCUUGGCAAUACCAGAGGAUAAUAGAAGAAAAAUCUGCUUAUGAUGCUGAAGAAAUGAACAUCCUUAAAGAAAUUCUUGUGAGGAGACAGAAAGAGAAGCAUUUCUUGGAAAGGGAAGUUGAAGCUUACAGGUGGAUGAUUCAUAUUGGAAAUUAAUAGUUACAAGAUGACAUUCAGUAUAUGGUGAACACACAGAGAGAACAGGCUUAUGCUCCAACGGCUUAGUUAAUCCAUUGACAAGAAGGAAAUUGUACAGGAUAAAAGUUCAGUUAAUGAGGUAUUGUCUAUUGAUAAGCAAAACUGUACACCCUUGCUCUUGGAGAGGAAUUAUGAAUUUCCGGAUGGGAUGAAGAAGCUAAUUUUCAAGCAAGGAGAUGUAGAGAAAUCUAUAGUUUCUGAUCCGCAGAAAAAUUUGAUGUCAGCAAUUGACAAUGAAAGAUUGAAAAUUGACAUGGAAGUUGAGUGAAUCGGAGAGAGGAUAAGCAAAGUUCAGUUAAUGAGGACAGAAGCUCAACUUCUCUGUGGACUAUCGGGAAAGGGAAAAUUUUCAACUGCAACUUGUAGAAGAUAUAGCAUAACAACUUCGAGAGAUUUGACAGCUAACAGACCCUAGAAAGGCCUUGUGUGAAGCUUCUUUGCCCCUGCCAUCCUCUAAGGGUUAGUCAUCUGGGUGGGCUCAACGUAUUGGUUGUCUUCAGACAUUCGUGUCAUCCAUAGAUCUGCUGCAUUCAUUUUAACAGGAAUGUGGGAUCCUCUCUAACAAAAGACAUCAUCAUCGAAGUCCUCUGCAGUAUGCAGUUCACUGGAUCGUAUUCUUGGGAUCCUAGAAUUGCUGCAACAAGUGGACAAGAGGUAUGCAGUUUCUAGUUUUCUCUCAUUAGUGUUGUAAAUCCCUUCUACACAGUACCAACGCAGGGAUACCACUUGACAAAUAGGUCUUCUGGAUGGCACCGGUUCAAUUUUUUGUAUGAAGUUCGUAAAAAGGCAGUGUGUUAUGACCAGAGAGUAUUUAUUAUUUAUUCAUUAUAAUUUCUUAAAUUUCAUUACACACACAUCGAAUAAAAUCAUAUCAAUAUUAUCAGAAAUGUUAUACAACAGCAGUUUAUGUUUGAAUCAUUUGGUACUUUCCCCGUCAGUUCUAGGUCUGUCUGUAAUCACAUAUGUGGCAUGAUAUUUAGAAACAUGAAAGUAAAAUAUUGCUUUGAUUUUUGCAUUUGGGUGCUGGUUGUAUGUUCUCGAGUAUGUAAAAACAUUAUGCAUUUUUGGUGUAGCAAUGCAAAUAAAAUCCAACAUUUGAUGGUUGAUAUACAUGGUUAGAAUUAGAAUCACUCCAGGAAAAGUUGUCAAUACUUUAAAGAAAGAAAGACUCUAAUAUUAGCGAUUACUCUUUUUCUUUCCCUCUCAACACCAAAUUUAUUUGCAGUUAUGCUUGAUAAUUUUGGAUAAACCGAUGCAUUUGUCAGCGGAGUUAGGUAAACAUAGUGGUGUAAAAAUGGCCUGGCCUGGCCCGUCCUAGGCCCGCUUGGCUCUCGCAAAAAAUUGGACCAGGCCGGGGUGGCCUAAUUCCAAAAAAUAUAGGCCCAGACCCAUGGGUAAUUGGGUUUUGGGCCUCAGGACUAACUUUUUUUUAAAAAAAAUUUCACCAAAAUUGCUUGCAAGUGAUGUUGGGCAUCGGAGUGGGUCUAGACCAGGCUCAUCGGGUUGGGCCUCAGGCAGGCUUCAGGCUGGCGGGCCAUUUUUAUACUCCUAGGGAAACCUAGGUGAAUAGUUGUAAGUCCUUUUGUCUAAGUCCUGUAUUAUUGAAUUUUCUUAGUAGAUUUUUGUUGGGUGUUGAGACUCUGAUUUUUACCC
Camellia sinensis is the source of this 2655-nucleotide messenger RNA. NCBI's taxonomy places the organism in Eukaryota, Viridiplantae, Streptophyta, Magnoliopsida, Ericales, Theaceae. The record is from RefSeq and is a predicted model, not a curated record.